AUGGAAGGCAGCACGGAGGUCGUCGAGCAAAGCCAGCUGGACGAUACCAUUUACGAUGCAAGCUCCGUAGACGAGCUUUCCGGAGCAGGAUCGUCGCCACGUUGUGUGACACCUGCAGUCACAGAACCAGAUAGGUCAAGGUACAGCGGGGAUACCGACCAAGAGGCAGCAUUUCAUACUAAAAGGCAAGUAGUUGCAUUAGGAUCACUUAAAAAGUCCGCAUGCAUGCGUGCUAUCUAUCCACAGAUAUGUGAAUUUGUAGCACAGCGUGUGAUUGACAAUGUAAACUUAAAUUUUCUCCUCUGGGUGAACAGGCCACGUAAGAUCCCCAGACUGUCAUCCACUGAUUCCAGAUCUGCACAAUCAGUGUCGCAUGUCGACAUAGCGUCAGAGUGUCUUCAGCAACUGCGUGCAGUCAAAUCAUCGCAAUCAUCGAAAGAAGCACACGACCUACCAUACUUCUUCAGUAUGACAAUUGCCCAACAACUGCGUCUACUGAAUACGCAUCAGCAGAUAGUGCAAUAACGGCGCUACAAAAGGUCAUGCAUGACAAAGUGAAGGAAGCAAAGCAGGAAAGAGACAUGUGUCAAAAUUAGCUUCGUUGCUGAAUUUUGCCUAAUACAAGGACCCUCAGUAUCCUAUAA
This is a messenger RNA of Dermacentor andersoni, 644 nucleotides long. NCBI's taxonomy places the organism in Eukaryota, Metazoa, Arthropoda, Arachnida, Ixodida, Ixodidae. The record is from RefSeq and is a predicted model, not a curated record.